AUGCCGCUAGUACCGCAGGACGUAAGAGGAGUGAGUACCCGUGCUAUGUCAGAAGCGCAGCGUGUGAGGGAAGAGGGUGCUGCAGCUCAAACCAGCGAUGCAGAAGCCAAGCCUGUGCAGGUGGAUCUUCUGCUACAGCUGCAGCAAAUGAUGGCAGAGCAAGCGCGCCGCCAAGAAGAGCAAGCGCGCCGCCAAGAAGAGCAAGCGCGCCGCCAAGAAGAGCAAGCGCGCUGUCAGGCAGAACAGCUGCGGGAGCUGAAAGAAGAGCAAGCGCGCCGCCAAGAAGAGCAAGCGCGCCGCCAAGAAGAGCAAGCACGCUGUCAGGCAGAACAGCUUCGGGAGCUGAAAGAAGAUCAAGCUCGUCGCCAAGAGGAUCAAGCUCGCCGCCAAGAGGAGCAAGCGCGUCGCUUGGAAGAGAUGCACAGGGAUUUCACGAAGGGACUGCAAAAGGCUGUCGAACGGGUACAAGAAGUGGAGGAAGGGUUAGGCAAGUUGGAACAUCGCGUCAUGGCGAUAGAGGAGAGAGUGGAAGAAGAGAUCUCCAAAAUCAAGCAGCAAGUGGCAAGCCCAAGCCCUUUGAAGAGCCGAAGCCGUCUUGCAGCCGUUUUUGACACCUCAAAUGUGGCCUCAAUGAUUGAAGGCACGCUUCUCCAAGCGUUCAUUGACGGUAUUCGGGACCCAGAAGUACGAGCUGCUGUUCAUCUGGGCCAUCACAAGAUCAUGAAAGAAGCUCUGGCCCAUGCAUUGGAAGUGGAAGCCGUGCGUGGCAACUCCCGUACCUUACGUCUGCGGGAAAUGACGACAACGGAGCAGGUACCUCCACGCCGUCGGAACUUCAUGUGCUAUGGAUGUGGAGAGCGUGGGCACAUACGGAGCGACUGCCCGAAGAAAAUGAUCCGCAAGGACGCGGCGGUCUCAACUUCUGACCAGCAGGGAAACUUAACUUAA
Molecule: messenger RNA, 948 nt
Organism: Spodoptera exigua (beet armyworm)
Lineage: Eukaryota; Metazoa; Arthropoda; Insecta; Lepidoptera; Noctuidae
Source: the annotation of a GenBank genome assembly